AUGAAGUAUGAAGACACGGCCAUAAGCCUCCAUCUCCGCCGGCCACAGUAUUCAAUUGCUUCCUCUCAAUUGAUGAAGAAAUAAGGAAGGGGAAAGAAGACCAAUAAAGCUAGCGAAGAUCCGCAAACGCCGAUUCUCUCGAUUUCGAUUUCGGAUUUAGGGUUUCGGAUUCUAACGCCAUUCUGUCUAACCUCGGCUAAGGUUGUGUUAAGCAGCAAGAAGAUUAAUUGAGCAAGUAAGAGGAGAAAGGGGAAGAAAUGGGAAGCUUCAUAUACCACAUGUUCACCUCCUCAGGAGUCUUCACUCUGGGUCUCUACCACCUCAUCUCCGCCACCCGGACCCACCUCAAGUCCCCACGCGAAUACUCAGCCAAACCCUUGCACCACCUUUCCAACUUCCCCUUGUCGUUCCCCCGCCUUCGCCGCCUCCCCCUCUACCUCACCAUCCUCUCCCUCUUCAUUGCCUCUGCCCACCAAGCAAUCGUCUCCUUUGAUUCAGACCCCCUCCUCAAGGGCCACACCCCUGUCCACAGAUUCUCCUCCCUCCAGUCUGCCGCCAUCCUUCUUUGCUUUCUUCUCCUCUCCCUCUUCCCUCUCCUCGUCUCCGAACCCCAUGAUGACAUCUUCUUUGCCCUCGCCUCUGCUCUCUUCUAUCUCUGCUUCUAUUCGUCAUCCUCCUCCUCCUCCUACCAAACUUCUGACCUGCAGGCCGAAUGCGAUUCUGUUUCUGCCCGCGUUUUUGCCCUCUCCUCCAUCCUCUCCCUCGUCAUUGCCUGCAAUCCCAGGCUCUUUGUGGCUGAACUUCUCCUUGCUGCUUCCAUUUGCCUUCAGGGCCUCUGGAUAUUCCAAACUGGUCUCUCCCUGUAUGUUGACGCCUUUAUCCCGGAAGGCUGCCACAAGCUGUUGGAUGUCGUCAGCGGUGUGGAGGGCUCUACCAAGUGUGAGUUGGAGGACUCCAAGCUCAGGGCUGUUGCACUCCUUGAUUUUGUCUUUGUCAUUCACGUCUUUCUGGUGCUGCUCAUUGUGAUGAUCGUUUACGCCAUUUCUGCUGGCACAAUAGGAAGGCGUCUUGGCUCCUAUGAGGCCUUACCUACUUCUGCAAACCCCGUCGCUCCGAAUCACAUUCAGAUGAAGGCCUUAACUGGAACGCAGGCUUAAUUCAGACUGAUUUACUUGUUGUACUCUUAAUUUUUGUUUUUUUAAUAUCAAAACAGAAAUAGGCACCCAGCUGUUGCUACUGCAUUCUUAGUAGACAGAGUACUUAUGAUGGAUGAUGUUUUUAUUUUCACAUCCCCUAAGCCUUCUAUUUCAUCUCCAUCUUUGUUCAUCUGCAGUCAAAUCCGUAUUACAGAUAUAUGAAGCCCUGAUAUAUUUGGGUAAAAUGUCAUAUCAGGAUGAUAACUCGACUGUCCAACCUCAUUGCCACUAGAUGUAUGAGAUACUGUGUUUUAUAUUCUGUUGAAGUGCAAUCUUUAGGGAUUUCACCUGAUUUUGUUUUAAAUUUUCAUGAAGAUAGAGCUAUGCAUGCUUAAUGUUUUCAAACCUUUCUCUGCUCGCCUUGGUACUUUAUGUAAAGCAUAUAUUCGAGUAUCAUUUGUGCAUGUCAAUAAGACUAGAUUUCAAAUUAUGUCGUCAAACUGGUAGAAAUUGCCCACCAAAUGUUAGCUGAACUCCAAGCAGUCAUUUGUCGCCUUCACCACUUUUGAAAGAGUUGCACACAUGAUUGGUCUUGCACUCUAACCAACCGCAGACCGACAACACACUAUCGUUGUGGUUGACGAGAUCACUUUUCCUGUAGGGCUUCACAUUAAGAGAAAGACGAAUAGAACUAAUUGAUACUUGUUGGGCUUCACAUUAAGAGUGGCACCUUGACCAGAGUGCCAUGUCCUGCCAAAGUACCAUGUCCCGAGCCCGGAGAGCAUAUGGACCAGAGCAAUGGACAGACUCCGAGCCCGACUAAAGAGCUGGAGAAAGUGAUUAUUGAGACCACUUCAUGACCCAUGUAAUAGCCCAAUAGGGUUUGCCAAACCCUAUUGGCCUUGGUAUAAAUCGAAUGAGUAAUAUAUUUUUGAUGAUGCCUUUGUAACACCAAAUAAUGUAUCAGUAAAGCACAUUUUGGCUU
Cuscuta campestris is the source of this 2121-nucleotide messenger RNA. The record is from the annotation of a GenBank genome assembly. NCBI's taxonomy places the organism in Eukaryota, Viridiplantae, Streptophyta, Magnoliopsida, Solanales, Convolvulaceae.